Molecule: messenger RNA, 1140 nt
Organism: Cyprinus carpio (common carp)
Lineage: Eukaryota; Metazoa; Chordata; Actinopteri; Cypriniformes; Cyprinidae
Gene: cldn15a
Product: claudin 15a
Biological process (GO): cell adhesion; bicellular tight junction assembly
Cellular component (GO): bicellular tight junction; plasma membrane
Molecular function (GO): structural molecule activity
Source: RefSeq, a predicted model, not a curated record
ACAUUUUAUAUGUCACACUGCUGCAAUCUCGAUGGAAUAACUGGCUCAACUCACGAAACAGCUCGAGAAAUUAAUAAAACCUGGAUAUUUCUAUUAUUUUGAAAAACAACUAGCUUACAUAAAGCAGAGAAACUCAUAAAAACACUAAGAUCGAUUGUGGAUGACUUUGGCGCAAGCAAAACAGCCAUGGAUCCGAUUAUUGAAGUCGUUGCUUUAAUUCUGGGCUUUCUGAGCUGGAUAAUGGUUGGCGUCACAAUCCCGAACCGUUACUGGAAAGUAUCCACGUUAGACGGGACAGUGAUCACCACCUCGACCCUUUACGAGAACCUGUGGAUGUCCUGCGCGACGGACUCGACGGGAGUGCACAACUGUCGCGAAUUCCCCUCUCUCCUGGCCCUGUCUGGUUAUAUCCAGGCGUCGCGUGCUCUUAUGAUCGCAGCAGUGAUAGCUGGCACAUUCGGAGUGGUGGCCACCCUCAUCGGCAUGCAGUGCUCGAAGGCCGCCAGUGACAACUACGUACUGAAAGGCAGGAUCGCAGGAACAGGAGGCGCAUUUUUCCUGCUGCAGGGUUUGUGCACGAUGAUAUCAGUGUCCUGGUACGCCGCCAACAUCACUCAAGAGUUCUUCAACCCGCUUUACCCUGGCCAAAAGUAUGAGUUUGGAGAGGCUUUAUACAUCGGCUGGGCCUCCGGUGUUCUUGCCAUCUGUGGUGGAGCUUGUCUCAUGUUCUCCUGCAAAUUAGGCACAGAGGAGAAGGCUUACUACCAGCCCACACGUGAAACAGUUUACUCAGCGUCCGCAUCCAGGAGAGACACUCAGACCACUUAUGGAAGAAAUGCCUACGUCUGAAUGAAGCAAUUCUGGUCAGUUUCAUGGCCAAACAACAUUACAUUAAUAGUUGACUGUUAAUAUUCUGUCUAGUGAUGUUUUCUCUGUGCAAUUAUGUAAAUAUGUAUACAGUGCCAAACGCACAGGAGGUUUUGUGGCCACGUAAGGAUAAGUAAGUUAUAGUGCCAAACGCACAGGAGGUUUUGUGGCCACGUAAGGAUAAGUAAGUUAUAAAGUAAAAUGUUACCAUGUCAGUUUUGCUGUGCAAAAACCCCUCAGAGAACAUUAUACAGAAUGAAAGAGUUGAAAUUA